AUUGUCGCCAUCGGACGGUUCCAGCAAAUGUCAGCGCAGUGAGCGGAGUGCUAUUGACCCAAUCAAGGACAAGCGCUGGUCGGCCAGAACUGGUCCGUGCAUGGUUGGCGCGUCGCUCUGCCGCCUGGCAACUCCCAACCAAGCUCGAGCAGCUUCCACAUUGCACCUGAACUUAACGAAGGGAAAGCACAUCACAGCCCCCAGCAUCACGAUCCAAAUUUUGUUGCGCGCCUUGCGACACUUACUGCCGUACAAAUCACGACACCUCGCAGCGCAGAAUUAGACUCAGGCGACUUAUCCAAUCGCCGCGCUCCCGCCGGGGUCGCAGCACGUCGGCACCAUGGGUCAGAAUCAGUCGGGUAUGGGCGGAGGCCAGGAUGGGAGAGAUGAAAAGGACAAGAAGAAGGACAAGCCCAAGUAUGAGCCGCCCCCAAGACCUACCACCCGUAUUGGCCGUAAGAAGAAGAAGGCUGGCGGCUCUAGCGCUGCCGCAAAGCUGCCUCCUGUCUACCCAACCAGUCGAUGCAAGCUCCGGCUACUACGCAUGCAGCGCAUUCACGACCAUUUGCUGCUCGAGGAGGAAUAUGUCGAAAAUCAGGAGCGUCUCCGAAAGGCAAAGGCGGCAAAGGACAAUUCAGCCCCCGCCUCUGAGCUCGAUGCCGCCGACCGGAUGGCCGACGAGCGCGGCCGCGUCGACGACAUGCGGGGCAGCCCGAUGGGAGUCGGCACGCUCGAGGAAAUGAUCGACGACGACCAUGCUAUUGUCUCUAGCACCACAGGCCCCGAGUACUAUGUCAGCAUCAUGAGCUUUGUGGACAAGGAUUUGCUGGAGCCCGGUGCUAGCGUCCUCCUGCACCACAAGACUGUCAGCAUUGUCGGCGUGCUUACGGACGACACGGAUCCACUCGUGAGUGUCAUGAAGUUGGACAAGGCGCCUACCGAGUCAUAUGCGGAUAUCGGCGGUCUAGAGCAGCAGAUCCAGGAAGUGCGGGAAUCUGUCGAGUUGCCGCUGCUGCAUCCGGAGCUCUACGAGGAGAUGGGUAUCAAACCACCGAAGGGUGUUAUCCUCUACGGUGCGCCGGGCACUGGAAAGACGCUACUUGCCAAGGCCGUUGCGAAUCAGACCUCUGCUACCUUCCUGCGCAUCGUCGGCAGCGAGCUGAUCCAGAAGUAUCUUGGUGACGGCCCUCGGCUUGUCCGCCAAUUGUUUCAGGUUGCCGCCGAAAACGCUCCGUCCAUCGUAUUUAUCGACGAGAUUGAUGCUAUUGGCACCAAGCGGUACGACUCGACAUCGGGUGGUGAGCGUGAGGUGCAGCGAACCAUGCUGGAACUACUCAACCAGUUGGAUGGUUUUGACGACCGCGGAGAUGUCAAGGUUAUCAUGGCUACCAACAAGAUCGAGACGCUCGACCCUGCCCUUAUCCGUCCGGGGCGGAUCGACCGUAAGAUUCUGUUUGAGAACCCAGACCAAAACACAAAGCGCAAGAUUUUUGCGCUGCACACCAGCAAGAUGUCCCUCAACGAGGAUGUUGACCUAGAGGAGUUCAUCGCUCAAAAGGACGACCUGUCCGGCGCGGACAUCAAGGCGAUAUGCUCCGAGGCCGGUCUUAUGGCGCUGCGGGAGCGCCGGAUGCGGGUUCAAAUGGCCGACUUCCGCGCAGCUCGGGAAAGGGUGCUGCGGACAAAACAAGAAGGCGAGCCAGAGGGCUUGUACCUGUAGUAUCAUUGUGUAAGAUCAGCUAGGGUAGUCGAGGAUCCGGGCGAAAGCGGAGAAUGGCAAAUAGAAGCGCUUGGUCCACACUCAAAGUCAUCAAUGAUCACUCGCGAUUCCCUCCAUAGUGAACUAGACUGCAUUCGGUGUUGCCG
Canariomyces notabilis is the source of this 1866-nucleotide messenger RNA. RefSeq names its product 26S proteasome subunit P45. The transcript has 4 exons. Gene Ontology annotation, cellular component: proteasome regulatory particle, base subcomplex. Bases 341 to 1720 code for a protein of 459 amino acids. Lineage: Eukaryota; Fungi; Ascomycota; Sordariomycetes; Sordariales; Chaetomiaceae. Gene Ontology annotation, molecular function: ATP hydrolysis activity; proteasome-activating activity; ATP binding. Gene Ontology annotation, biological process: proteasome-mediated ubiquitin-dependent protein catabolic process. The record is from RefSeq and is a predicted model, not a curated record.